AUCUCCAUCGCCUGUAGGUCACCGAGUGUUCCAAUCAACGUUGCAACACCUAUCCAUCCAUGAACUUAAACUCGGCAUGUGGGAUAGUUAUUCGACCCGGCACUAGACCUAGAAGCAUCGAUCGCGCCUCGGUUAUCGACAUCGGCGAGCGCUUGUGGAGACUAAUCGAAUCACUUUGGUAGUACGGCCAAAAAGUGCUUUUUUUCUAACGUUUUUGGAU
This is a messenger RNA of Pyricularia grisea, 220 nucleotides long. RefSeq lists its product as uncharacterized. The record is from RefSeq and is a predicted model, not a curated record. NCBI's taxonomy places the organism in Eukaryota, Fungi, Ascomycota, Sordariomycetes, Magnaporthales, Pyriculariaceae. Bases 60 to 182 code for a protein of 40 amino acids. The transcript has 2 exons.